UGGAUAAAUCUGCAGUCAUCUUUCCCGCGCGUGAAAAUCAACAUCUUAAAAACACCAUCAAAAUCCGAUCCUAAAUUCCCGAUCCUCCUCUAACUCCCUCAGAAUCCCAUCGUCUUUUACCUGAUGGCUCCCACCAUCUCCAACAAUGUCUCCAUCCUACCUCCCAGCUCUUCAAGGAGAAAAAGAAAUACGCCUCCUCCACAUCAGCUCCACCACAGCAUUCACCUCCCCCAUAACCUGCAUCCUCAAAGCACACUCCCUAUCCGACAAACCUGUUUAUGACGCACUAUCCUACACCUGGGACAAUACAGGUGGUUUCAAAUCCAUUAUUGUGAACAGCGUGUCUUGUAACGUGACAUCGAAUCUAGAGCUUGCAUUGAGGCAUUUGAGGACUUGUGGUGGCGAAGGGGAAGAGGGAAAGGAGUUGGUGUUGUGGGUCGAUGCUCUGUGUAUUGAUCAGAGCAAUGAUGAAGAGAAGGCGGUGCAGGUUGGGAUGAUGGGGGAGAUUUAUAGGAAUGCGAGGAGGGUAAGGGCGUGGAUUGGGGUGAGGGAUGAGGAGGAUGUGGAUGUGGAUGAUGCCAAUAUCGAUGAUGAAGUGGAGGGAGAAGGACUGGGGAAGAACUGGACUGUUUGGAAGCUCUUGGAGGACUUCGGUACUUCGCAGAAGUUUGAUUGCUGGGAUGAGGAGCAGCCGCACAAGUUGCGGCCUGGGAAGGAUUUAGAUGAGAUGGCAAACUCACUCACAAAUUGCUGGGAAACCCACAGUGGUAAGCAAUCCUGGAUGGUGCUAGCCAGGCUUCUCAAACGUCAGUACUGGAGACGAGUCUGGAUCCAGCAAGAGCUCUACAACAACCGAGAAGUCAUGGUCCACUGUGGGUUUAGAUCAGCACCCUUCGAAUGCUGGACUCGAGCUCUAGAAGCCCACUCACAUGAGUGCUCCAUCGAUCCUUCUGAUCGAACGCUCAAGCUACCUUCUGGACGUGUCAGGCCGAGCUCCCAAAAACUCAUACAAGCAGGUUCACUAGUCGUUUGGUUCGGCCUAGGGCGUCGUUACCAUGAGCGUGUGAAGAGUCGACAAGCUCAUUUUCGACUGUUGCGCGAACAAUUAUCUAGAGGAGCCACGGAUCCGAGGGAUAAAAUCUAUGGUAUUCUGGAUAUGGUGGAGUGUUGGGCUGAAGGACGGUUCAAGGCUGACUACACAGCUUCCACUGCGGAGGUGUACACUCGAGCUGUGCUCUCUACUAUCGAGCAUUGGAAGUCACUUGAUGUACUACUGGAUACAAUGCCCUGUCCAGUCGAUAUGAGAAUGCCAGGUUUGCCGACAUGGUGUCCUGAUUGGAACCAUUACAUCGGGAUGUCGGAGGAUGGAUCAGAGGAGGCAACAGACUUGAAAUGGGCUGAAGUACCGCACGGCCUGAAUCGGUGGUGCGAUAAUAAGUUUGACUACAAUCGGAACAUCAAAGGCCAUAUCAAAGUUUCGGACAAUGGGCGGGUACUUCGCUGUUUUGGAAUCAAGUUGGACGAGGUGUGCGAUGUAGCGGAUGGCCCAUGGAGUCCAGGAAACGAAACCCCAGCAUAUGAGAAUCUCGAGCGACUUUUACGUUUGACAGGUGCUGAGCACGACUCUGGACAAAGAGAGGCUCUGUGGCGUACACUGAUCAGCAAUCGUGCUUGGGAUCCGGACUUUGAAUCGACUCCGCAGAGGUUCGUACAGGCACCUGAUGACUUUGGCGGGAGAUUCGAGACCUGGCUUGCGAUGGCUCGUCUGAGGCACAAACUUGACCAAACUCCGGACGAUGCUACUCUUCAACCUCUGAGAACCGACGGGAGCCUUUUGGCAAAAGCAGUUCUGCCUAUGGACCAGCAACCAGAGCCUGGAACGACCAGUGAGGAGGCUGUGGAGCAAGUUGUCAUGUGGCAGCAUCCUUUUCUAGCCUCCUGCCAGAUCGCUUCACGUUGCCGCCGAUUCUUCAUGACAAAAGGUAACCACAUGGGUUUAGCACCUGUUCAUGUUCUACCUGGAGAUGUGCUUGUUGUGUUGUACGGUGCUACGUUACCGGUCGUUUUGCGGCCUGUCGAGCUGCAUUUUGAGUUUGUGGGGGAGGCUUAUAUCAAUAAUUGGGAAAGGGGAGAAGCGUUGGACUUGGCCGAGAGUGGAGAGAUGAAAGAAUGUUUCUUUGAGAUUCGCUGA
Messenger RNA from Cadophora gregata, 2191 nucleotides. RefSeq lists its product as uncharacterized. NCBI's taxonomy places the organism in Eukaryota, Fungi, Ascomycota, Leotiomycetes, Helotiales, Ploettnerulaceae. The transcript has 2 exons. The coding region runs from base 146 to 2191 and encodes 681 amino acids. The record is from RefSeq and is a predicted model, not a curated record.